AUGGUGCGUGGUAUCCCACAUACCGAGAAGCUUUUCAUGGGAGGAGAUUUCAACGGCCACAUUGGAGCGACAUCUGGGGGGGGGUAUGAUGAUGUGCAUGGUGGCUUUGGUUUUGGAGAUAGAAAUGGAGGAGGAACGUCUUUGCUGGACUUUGCUAGAGCAUUUGAUUUGGUAAUAGCAAACUCGAGUUUCCCGAAGAAGAGGGAGCACUUGGUCACCUUCCGAAGUUCGGUGGCCGAGACUCAGAUUGAUUAUUUACUCUGCAGGAAGUCCAAUAGAGGUCUUUGCACGGAUUGCAAGGUCAUCCCGAGUGAGAACCUCUUGACCUUUCAUAGGCUCCUGGUCAUGGACCUUGAGAUCACGAGGAAAAUGGCGAUAUAUAGCCAACAUAGGAUCAAGUGGGGAGGCUUGAUGGAAGCUGAAGCGUAG
Molecule: messenger RNA, 429 nt
Organism: Nicotiana tabacum (common tobacco)
Lineage: Eukaryota; Viridiplantae; Streptophyta; Magnoliopsida; Solanales; Solanaceae
Source: RefSeq, a predicted model, not a curated record